Triticum dicoccoides is the source of this 2186-nucleotide messenger RNA. RefSeq names its product probable protein phosphatase 2C 40. Gene Ontology annotation, molecular function: protein serine/threonine phosphatase activity. Gene Ontology annotation, biological process: protein dephosphorylation. The transcript has 9 exons. The coding region runs from base 283 to 1611 and encodes 442 amino acids. NCBI's taxonomy places the organism in Eukaryota, Viridiplantae, Streptophyta, Magnoliopsida, Poales, Poaceae. The record is from RefSeq and is a predicted model, not a curated record.
GAGUGCCGGCCCCCCCACCCCCACCACCCUCGCCGAUCCCGCAAAGCAACAGCUCGCGCGCGCCCAGGCAAAAAAGCCAGCGGAAAGGUUCGGGGCCGCUUGCUACCCGACCACACCACCACCGCACCGCACCGCCAGGCCAACCCUCCUGCCUGCCUGCCUGCCUGCCAGCGCGACCCAGAGACCCGUCCCGCGCGCGUGCUCUCUCUCGCCCACCCAGCUAGCCCGCCCGCCUGCCCGCCUGCCAUGCGCGCAGGAUCCGCGGCGGGGAUCUGAGCGACGAUGGCGGUGGCGGAGGCGAGGACGCCCCGGCGGCGCCACGGGAGCAUGGCGCUCGCCGACCUGCUGCUGCGGGAGGCCUCGGCGGAGCGGGCCGACGCGGCGGGGGGCGAGCGGCCCGGGGUCGCGGCGGGGCAGGCGGCCCGGGCCAGGAAGGGCGAGGACUACGCGCUGCUCAAGCAGGGCUGCGAGCGCCACCCGGGCGCGUCCUUCUCCGCAUUCGCCAUGUUCGACGGUCACAACGGGGCCGCCGCCGCGGUCUACGCCAAGGAGCGGCUCCUCGCCAAUGUGCUCGGCUGCGUCCCCGCCCACCUCACCAGGGACGAGUGGCUCGCCGCGCUGCCCAGGGCGCUCGUCGCCGGCUUCGUCAAGACCGACAAGGAUUUCCAGACAAGAGCGCACUCUUCGGGGACAACCGUGACGCUCGUCAUAAUCGACGGCUCCGUUGUGACCGCCGCAUCCGUCGGUGAUUCUCGAUGUGUCCUUGAAGCAGAGGGUUCAAUUUACUACUUGUCGGCUGAUCAUCGUUUUGAUGCUAGCGGGGAGGAAGUUGGACGUGUAACAGAAUGUGGAGGUGAAGUUGGCAGGCUAAAUAUUGUUGGUGGAGCUGAGAUUGGCCCCCUUAGAUGUUGGCCAGGAGGUUUAUGCCUAUCAAGAUCAAUUGGUGAUCAGGAUGUUGGUGAAUUUAUCAUUCCUGUUCCUUUUGUGAAGCAGAUCAAGCUAUCUAGUGCUGGAGGUCGUCUAAUUAUUUCAAGUGACGGUGUUUGGGAUGCCUUGACUGCGGAAAUGGCUUUUAGUUGCGCACGAGGGCUUCCUCCAGAGGCUGCAGCGGAUCAAAUUGUCAAAGAAGCAGUGGAUGCAAAAGGAUUAAGGGAUGAUACAACUUGUAUUGUUAUUGACAUAAUACCGCCAGAAAAACCGAAAUCCACUAUACAUUCUCGAAAGAAGGCACGGAAUGGCUUUAGUCUUUUGAAAAAUAUAUUCAUCAGAAAAAGAACAUCAGACACAUUAUCACGUGCUGAUACGGAGCGUACUUCUGAGCCCGACUUGGUGGAGGAAGUCUUUGAGGAUGGAUGCCCAUCUCUGCUAAGAUGGCUAGACUCCGAGUAUCCAGUCCGAAAUAUGUUCAAGCUCUUUGUAUGUGCAAUUUGUCAAGUAGAGCUAGAGUCUGGUCAAGGGAUAUCGAUACACGAGGGUUUGUCAAAGCCAGGAAAGGUGUGUCCCUGGGAUGGUCCGUUCCUUUGUCACAGUUGCCAGGAAAAGAAAGAAGCAAUGGAGGGAAAGCGGCCCUCACGCGAUUCCUCCUCAAGAAACAGUGGGUCAAGCGAGUAGUAACCGAGGGCAAGAGUCAUCUUGAAGCAACCAUCUAACGAUAUUCCGAAAGACCGAUGCAUAGCUGACACUUGGCAUUCUUGCAAUGGUUGAUCUGUUAGAUGUAUUAUCAUGGAGUUAGGAUGUAAGAUGAACAACUGGAUUGACAGGGAGGGAGGGACCUGUGUUGAAGAGCCAAAGCACAAGAUACUCGUCUUGUAAUGCUAUGGAGCAAAGGGAAUUGCCUGUUGGUACCAACAUGUUCAGUGGGCUUUCUCUCAGGCCAAAGGCAUGUUUAACUAAGAACGGCUGUUCUCUUCUAAGGUCAGCCAGCCAUCAUGUAAAUUAUCCAUCGUAUAGAAGUGUGACACAUAGCCGCGGCAUUGUAUUUGUCAAGUAGGAUUAGCUGUGAGAUCCUGAAUUUCAUUUUGGGCAGAUCUGAAUUAAGGUCACUCGGCCCGUUCCCUGUCAGAAUCAUGCCGUAUCUUCCAUGAUUCAAUACUGUAAUUAACACCUAAGGAUUAGCUGUGAGUAAACAGGACAUGUUCACCAUUUCUUUGUACCCCUGUUUUCCUUGUGAAUGACGUGACGGCUCA